Bombus terrestris (buff-tailed bumblebee) is the source of this 489-nucleotide messenger RNA. Its product is annotated as zinc finger protein 593 homolog. Bases 58 to 489 code for a protein of 143 amino acids. Gene Ontology annotation, molecular function: zinc ion binding; nucleic acid binding. The transcript has 3 exons. Lineage: Eukaryota; Metazoa; Arthropoda; Insecta; Hymenoptera; Apidae. The record is from RefSeq and is a predicted model, not a curated record.
UGAACGUGAUAGGCAGUGGGAUUUAAUUUCAUCGUGUAGAUUAAUCUUUCAUUGGGAAUGACUUAUAAACGUAAAAAAUAUCACAGAGGGGACACACAUUUAAAAAAAGGUUGGCGAACUAAAAGAAGAACGAAAGAUUUGGACGAGAUCGAUGAAGAUUUGAAUGACAAAAAUGUAGAAAGACUAUUAAAUCAGAAAGUAGACUUGGAUAAACCCGGGGCAGGCCAAUACUACUGUAUUCAUUGCGCGAGAUACUUUAUAAAUGAUAUCGCCUUGAACGAUCAUUUUACAACGAAAGUUCAUAAACGAAGACUGAAAGCUCUUGAGCUGGAACCGUAUUCCAUCGAGGAAUCGGAAAGGGCAGCUGGCAAAGGAAGUUAUAUCGCUCCACAAAAGAGAAAAAUUGAGACGAUAAGUCGUGACAGUUGCAAAAUGGACGUUCAGUCGGACAUUCCGCCAAAAAUUAAAAUAGCAAAAGUGGAUGCAUAG